UGAGCAGCUCCGCCCAACCCCCUCCAAGCGUUCUCAGCCCUGCUACUGUAAGUAUUGUAUGAAAGGCAUAAAAAAAAUCAGUGAUGGCUGAUUGACCACAGAAAUGUGAACAGCAGCUCAUUUGACUGCAGUCAAUGGGAAGAUACCAUCUUCUCUUCUCCAGCAACUGAGCUAGCCAUGCUAGCUGUAACAGAUGAGGGUUUAGCGCAUGUGCAGAAGAGCUCUCUUGACGUAAAGAAGGUUCAUUAAUUCAAAUAUUAAUUCCUAUUACAUUUGUUCACUUUAAUAAAAAAAAAAAGCCACACAUACUCGUCAAAUACUAAAAAAAAACAAAACAUGAUUUUCAUCGGAGGGGGACUUUAACCAAAUUUGUUCAGUCUUAUUACACUCUAGCUAGUAUGUGCCAGAGCCGCGUGGGCUAUCCUACCAUCCUCAAAAUAUUACUUCUUAUAAAAGCCACUGCCCACAAACUGGAUGUUAUAAUAUUUCAGAGCUUUUUAAGUAAAUAAAAAUAAAAGAUAUAUGUAUGAUAGCCUACGUCUCAAAAAACAGCGAGUCUCUUCAUCCUUUUGGCUCCGUGGAGACGUGUGUGUCUUUAAAGGGUUAACAGGAGGAGGCGCAGCAGCCGUCCGUCCGUCUGGGUGGAGUAAACUUUAGACGUCCAUUAUAACUAAUUAGCCCGGUGAAAAAGCCUUAUGGCAUCGUGAGGAGGGGAGAAAUUAGCCUUAAAUCGUUUAGCAGUAAACCGGUGGACUGAAGGCGGCCCGGUUCGGUUCUGAGAGACGCUGCGGACAUGAGGGAUGUGAGUGAGGAGUCCCUGCUGGAUUAUUUCCACUCCGCCGCAGGAAACUCGGGCAGAGUGAGAAACGCAGACAUCCUGAAGACUUUUAAACCGUUCAUUGGCCACAGCGACCUGCAGCUCCGCGCUAAAUACAGAGAGGAAUUCAAGCUCAUCAUCGACCGAAUCGCUGUGGUGAAGUCAGAGAAUGGGGAGAAGUAUCUCAUCCUCAAGAAAAAGUACAGGCACUUGCUGCAGGAGCGAGAUGCCAAACGGCUCGGGUCAGACGCUGAUCAACCGCGACAUGCCAGCCCAACUAGAACCGCCGCCACCGCGCAGUGGGAGACGACGGACGGCCUGACACGGCCCACACACCAAAGGGACGAGCGGAUGGGAACAGUGCAGCACCCUCAACAGGGAGGAGACCAACACAACGGGGAGGAUGAGCUCGGCUCCGAUUCUGGAUCAAAGUCCGAGUCGGAGCAUGACGAGGAGAGCACGGGCAGCAUGGGCUCUGCUUCUGUCGCUCUGGAUCCUACAGAGAAAGAGUGGAUCUACUCUGCAGCCAGCGCUCGAGUCCCUGACCUCUUGAAGCUGCUCGUGCAGGACCCUUCUCUGGCCAACAAGAAGGACUUCACCUCGGCUCCCGACUGUGGCGAUAACCACCUCUCCCAGGGGUUUACUGCUCUGCACUGGGCAGCCAAGCACGGCAACGAGGACAUGGUGACUUUGGUGGCUGACGCCGGCGCCGAUGUCAACUUGAAAUCACACGGGGGUUACACACCUCUCCACAUCGCAGCGUUACACGGUCAUCAGCACAUUCUGGAUCUGCUCAUACAGUCUUAUGGAGCAAAAGAGAAUUUGCGGGACUACAGUGGACAUCUAGCCUGUCAUUACCUUAACAUGAAAGACCCAGAAGGUCCAGGAGAAGACCGAGAGCUGCAGUUCCACGUAACCCAGGUGCGCGAGCGGAACAAAAACAGGAAGUUGGUGUCCUUGUUCCACUCCAAGAAGAAGUGGGGCUCCGCGGAGGAGCUGGCUCCCAUCGAGGAGGAGCGGACGGCGCCGCAUCAGCUCAUCGUUCCCGCGUUGAGACCCAGGAAGUUCUCCCGCUGACGACUCGGUUCCACGGUUCCUUGUCACGGUGUGACGACGUAAUGCGUCAGACGCCUGUUUGAUAACCUGUACAGACUCGUGCCUGUUGUAUAAACAUUUUUAUAAAGCGUGAGUUUUUGAAGCCUUAAAAGUUUGAAUGAAUGUUACCAGAUAUUACAAGCUCUAGAAGUCUGAAUUUCUCCUUCUUUAUGCUAAUUUAAGCCACAUUUUCAACUUGGACAUGAAAUACUUGAAGUUUGCAUCAACUCUAAACCUGAAAUGGUUUCUAAGUUAGAGCAAAAACCAAAAAAUAUCUCACAAUUAAUCAAUGUUUUAAUGACAAAGGUCAAGAUCAAUCUGGAAUAGAAAUCGAUUCAUUAAUUAAUCGAUUAAUCCUUACACCCCUAUAAAAUUGCUAACUUUAUCAUUUAAAAUAAAACUACAAGAAAUCUUUCAGGAUAUUACUGAAUUUGCAGUAAGCUCUAGUAAGUCUGCUCAUUAUUUUAAAUGAGCUUUUUACAGCAGAAACUUGACUAAAAUGCGCUUUGUGUUGCUUUUAAGUAUGAAAGGCGCUUUUAUAAAUAAAGUUUGAUUUGAUUUGAUUUGAAAAUACAUUUCCUGGCAGCUUUGGGGUUAAAGUAAAGUAUGAAAAACACUUAACAUUUCGUACACAGAGGCGACCUGAUUUCCUUUUCAGUAGGUUAAAUAUAAAUACUUGUUUUCCAUGAAAUAUUAUUUAAUUUAAAGAUUUGUUUUGAAUCCUUGAUCAUUUAUGUGUCCGUACAGACGUUACUGAGGAGGGCAGAUCUUCCAUUUCAAUAAAAGGGGGACAACCAAAAAAAAAAAAAAAAACAGCUUUUGUCCCCACCAGUUUGAUCAAAUUUCUAAAACAUUUAGCUUUAUUAGAAACUUUCUUUUUUCAUAUUUAUAACUUGUUUUAAGAUGAUAAAAAGAAAAAAAAAUCAGCAGAAAUAAAAAUUCUACUUUUAUUUUAGUGCCUGUAACUUUAUGAGGUCAAAUGAAGAAGUACGGUUUACGUUGUAAAUUAAAGCUAACAAACUGUAUUUUAUGUACUAUAAGGCGCACCGAAUUAUAAGGCACAUAAAGCGAGAAAAACGAGUCAGACUUUGUCAAGCUAGCAAUGAUCCAUGUUAGCCGUGUUAGCUUAUUCACAAUAUCUGUAACUCCCACAAAAAUAAAAGAGUGACACAGCUAAAAUUAACAUGACUGUAGCUAGCUAACUCCCAACCCUGUUAUUAACAUGUAAAAAAAUUAACACAAACAAAGAACGUUACAAGUUAGCCGUGUUAGCAUACUCACAGUAACUCAACUUUGUUGGCAAAAAAAACUGAUGCCGCCAAAACAAACAUUACUGUGACCACUCUAACUCCCAAUCUUGUUAGUAACAUCUAAAUAAGUCUGACACUGCUAAAUGUUAGACGCAAAACAAACUGAUACAUCUAAAACAAACGUUACUGUGACUACGCUAACUUUAAUCUUAUUAGUAACAUGUAAAACAGACUGACACAGCUACAGGUUGCCAGGGUUACUGCUAACUUUGUUUGCAACUUGUAAAAAACGUAUGCCGCUAAAACAAACAUUGCUGUCAUGCUAACUCCCAACCUUGUUAAUAACAAGAAAAAAAACAUAGUCCGUCACCGCUACAUGUUAGCCGCGUUAGCUUAUUUACUAAAAAACCCAACCUUGUUUGGAACACGUAAAAAAAGAGUGUUACCGUUACAGCAAACGUCACUGUGACUACGCUAACUCCCAACCUUGCUAGCAACAAGGAAAAAAAAAACAGUCUGAUACCGCUACAUGUUAGCCAUGUUAGCGUAUUCGCAAAAUACAGACUGAUACAGCUUCAAAACUUUAUCAGUAACGUGUGAAAAACAUAGUCCGACACGCUACGUGUUAGCAUCACUAGCGUAUUUACAAAACAAACCAGAAGAAUGAUACCGCUAAACAAACAUUACUGACCACGCUAACUCUCAAUCUUGUUAGUAACACAAAAAAACAGUCUGACUCUGCUACACUUUAGCCACAUUAGCUUAUUUACAAUAAACAGACCUUGUUUGCAACUUGUAAAAAAAUGGAUUGACAUUUUGACAGAGCGCCUUUUCUCAGCAAUGCUUAAACACCGGUAAACAGUAACCAGAAUUAAUCCAUAAUAAUCCAUAAAAACUCUCAUUUAAAAAAAGGCUUUUAAGUGUGCUCUAUAGUGCGGAAAAUAUGGUAUUUUGUCAUUAAAAUUACACUGCAAAUGAAAGAAAACGAAGAAAGUGGAAAAAAGCAUAUCUAUUAUUUGUGCAACAAAGGAAAAAGGAUCUCAUUGCCAUUAUUUAUCUGCUUUUUUUCUUUUUUUGGGUUAUUUAAAAAAACUUAAAUUCACAACUUUGCCUUUACCUAGAAAAAAGCUACUUGUUUUGUGAAGUUUGCUUUUUUUUUAAUUAUUAUUUUACUCACAAUUUCAUUGGUGGACCAAAAGAACAAAAAUUCUUCCAGCUCAAAAAUCUUGUUUUUAAUAUGAUGAUUUCAUUUAUUGCAGUGUUUAGAAUCAGCUGUUUAACUUAAAUUGCAUACAUGUCAUAUUUGCACAGUAUUUAUACGAUGAAGAUAUUUUGAAAUUAAACCUACUUUUGUAUUAAAGCGUAAAUAUUCUGGUGCUUUUUUUCCACAUUCUCCUCACCACAAACAACAGGAAUGAUUUUGGUUCCUCCGAUGCUUCUUUUCUUCUUCUCCACACAAUAAAGUUGAGUUUUUUAA
Molecule: messenger RNA, 4639 nt
Organism: Oryzias melastigma (Indian medaka)
Lineage: Eukaryota; Metazoa; Chordata; Actinopteri; Beloniformes; Adrianichthyidae
Product: ankyrin repeat domain-containing protein SOWAHA
Exons: 15
Coding region: 794-1894 (366 amino acids)
Molecular function (GO): protein binding
Source: RefSeq, a predicted model, not a curated record